Abrus precatorius (Indian licorice) is the source of this 701-nucleotide messenger RNA. RefSeq names its product tubulin-folding cofactor A. The transcript is spliced from 4 exons. Gene Ontology annotation, molecular function: beta-tubulin binding. Gene Ontology annotation, cellular component: microtubule cytoskeleton; cytosol. The record is from RefSeq and is a predicted model, not a curated record. Gene Ontology annotation, biological process: tubulin complex assembly; post-chaperonin tubulin folding pathway. Lineage: Eukaryota; Viridiplantae; Streptophyta; Magnoliopsida; Fabales; Fabaceae. Bases 140 to 481 code for a protein of 113 amino acids.
AAAAGAAAAAGGGAUUAAACGGUGCGUUUUAGGGAGAGCAAAGGUCCUCUUCAAUCAUCAUCGUCUUGUUUCACCGCGUGUCUGGGCUAGGGCACCGCAAGCACCACCAUCAUAGUGACCAAAACUAUCAGCAGGAUUAAUGGCUACUUUGAGAAGCCUGAAGAUCAAGACAAGUACGUGCAAACGUAUAGUGAAGGAAAUGCAUUCUUAUGAGAAGGAGGUUGAGAGAGAAGCUGCCAAAACUGCUGACAUGAAGGAAAAAGGAGCUGAUCCUUAUGACCUCAAACAGCAGGAAAAUGUGUUGGGUGAAUCUAGGAUGAUGAUUCCUGACUGCCGCAAGCGCCUUGAGGCCUCUUUGGCAGACUUAAAAGGAAUACUGGUUGAGUUGGAGGAGUCAGGUGAGAAGGAAGGCCCUGAAAUUGAUGAAGCUCGAAACACCAUUGCAGAAGUUGAAAAAGUAUUUGAGACAACAGAAGUUUAGUUGGGCGGUUUAAUUAGUACUUUCAAUGGAGGAAAUUUUGCCUGUAUUAUAUAUUUUCCUGAUCACAAACAAUCAUAUUCUUCUUGUUGCAUGCGCCCCCUCCCCAACUCUAGUUCUAUUCUGUAGAACAUCUGAAUGAAUAUGACAUCGAAAUACUUUUCUAAGCUUUAUAAACAUGGUGUCAAUGUUAUAUCAAAUAUAUGAGUUAUUCACAAACUAU